This is a messenger RNA of Capronia coronata CBS 617.96, 306 nucleotides long. RefSeq lists its product as uncharacterized. The record is from RefSeq and is a predicted model, not a curated record. The transcript has a single exon. Bases 1 to 306 code for a protein of 101 amino acids. Lineage: Eukaryota; Fungi; Ascomycota; Eurotiomycetes; Chaetothyriales; Herpotrichiellaceae.
AUGGCAGUUGUCUCGGUGGCUAUCUUGAUCAACUUCCAUCUGAAAAACCAACCCAGCCGGCUCGAACAGAAACUGUCCCAUCCGCUGGGGAUUCUCUUCUGGGUGCUCUCUUUGGCCUGUCUUGGAAGCGGACUGGCGAAUUACAUGCGCACGGUCGCCAAAUAUGCGGAACGGCGUGCUCUGGUUCAGUCAGGAAUCAAGACUCAGCUGAUCUUCGGGGUCGUGGCCACGGCUAUUGUCGCAGCAUGCGCCCUGUUUCUGGGGGCGGAGGCACAGGCGGCACGAGAGAGGAGAGGAAAUAGUUGA